GACGGAAGCAGGAAGUCAGUGUAUGUGUGUGUGUGUGCUCUCACAUGUCUGUUGUGAAGUGUAACUAUUGAUGUUGCCGCAAGUGAUGGACGCUAAAGGUCCUGGAUUUAUAACCCCCCAAAAGCCGAUAUUAUCAGCCAGUGCCAGAAAAAUAAAGGAUAAUGCAGCUGACUGGCACAAUUUAAUACUCAAAUGGGAAUCAUUUAAUGAUACUGCAUUUACCACAGCAAACAAGAUUGUGAAUCUGAAAAUAAGUUCACAAAUAAAUGAAAAGACGGUUGUAGAAGGCACAUUUGUUGAUAAUGAGAACUUGGAUAAAAAGAAAGAAGAACUGGAGAGACUGUGCUCGGAACUAAUUUGUAUCCUUGAAAAUAUGGAAAAAAUACAGCUGAAGAUGGAAAAGUUGUCAUUAACACUAAAAGGCGUGUGUGAUCUUGAAGAUUAUCAUUAUAAAGAAGAUGAUGCUAAGCCUGUGCAUUUCCAUACAUGGCCUACAAAAGCUUUUUAUGAAACCUCUUUAAAAAUGUCAGAGAUGUUCAAGAAAGAAAUGAUGCUUAAACGGACGAUAGUUGCUGAGAUUGCUCAUACAGCAGAUCAAGACUUACUGCUGGUAUAUUUAUCAAGCUGGUUAUAUCAACCUUAUAUAGAAAACAACAUCAAAGUAUUAUUAGAGAGCAUGCUUCUGGAAACGGGACACAGGCCCAUCUGACAGAUUUGUAAAUGUAUUUAUCGAUAAAGCACAAAGUUGAGGAAGAACUGGUGGAUUAUUGUGUAGACAAAACACAAGGACAUCAAUAAUUUGCUAGAAUUUGAGUUAUAUAAGAUGAAUCAUACUUUUAAUCCCUUAACUGCUGAGCCGUUUCCACUCGGAGUUGUGGCGUGCUGAGCUGUUUUGAAGUUUUUAAGUGCUGCUCACAUUUAACGACUCAUGUAGGCCAUUUUUCAGUGAUAAACCUUAUAUAUUGUUUUGUUUUUUUCAGUAGGCCAAGCGGAUUCAAACUAUACCAUUAUUUUAUGUAUAUAUCAUGGAAGAAUUCUGAAACAAAAUGUAUGAAAAAUGUAUAUUUUUAUUAACAUUUUAAUAAAUAAGGUGGCAAAUAA
This is a messenger RNA of Bombina bombina (fire-bellied toad), 1101 nucleotides long. It is a transcript of the gene CINP, whose product is annotated as cyclin dependent kinase 2 interacting protein. The record is from RefSeq and is a predicted model, not a curated record. The transcript is spliced from 5 exons. The coding region runs from base 71 to 709 and encodes 212 amino acids. NCBI's taxonomy places the organism in Eukaryota, Metazoa, Chordata, Amphibia, Anura, Bombinatoridae.